Messenger RNA from Dothidotthia symphoricarpi CBS 119687, 3470 nucleotides. RefSeq lists its product as uncharacterized. Bases 332 to 3019 code for a protein of 895 amino acids. The record is from RefSeq and is a predicted model, not a curated record. NCBI's taxonomy places the organism in Eukaryota, Fungi, Ascomycota, Dothideomycetes, Pleosporales, Dothidotthiaceae. The transcript is spliced from 2 exons.
CUGAUCGACAGUCACAUCCACCUGCACUCUGCAAUGCCUGGUGCCAACAAAUGAAUUCCAUGGCUGAAGGUUAUCGUACCGCCAGCAGCCGGCGGACUGUGCCUGUGCUGAAGCCAUCGUAUCGUUCCAUAAUAACACGCCUCGUCUGCCCGCGCCUCGUCCGUCUUGUUCGUCAGCGCCGACGCAAAUGAGCCCCAAUGUGGUCGCCCCGUAGAAGCUGAACCCUGCCAGGUACCGCGACUCGUAGUUUGCUUCUGUCGGCGAUCGCGUCGCUACCAACGUCAAGCCACAACCUGCCAACUGCCCACGCCGUAGGUCUCCUUAUCACAGCAUGGGUCGCCCCAAAUUCUCCUUCUCUCUGGCUGGACGGCGGUCGAAAACCGACCAGGACGACGCAAGCUCCAAAUCCUCAGUCUCGUCGGUCCCCACAUGGCCCUUGCCCUACGCCGAACCCACCAACAUGAGCAAAGCCCACCGCGUGCUCGGGACGUCCGAGCCCGUGUACCGCACCACGUCGAAGCAGUCGUCCAUGCAGUCGUUGACGCUCCAGAGCCCCGGCUACAAGACCAAGGCCGCCUCCGAGGCCAGCUUUGGCUCUGCAAUCGACGCCCGAGGCCAGCCUGCCACCGACCACAACCGCUACCAGACACGCCCCGCCAUGUACUCGCACGACACGGGUGCGCGACGGGGCUCCGACAACAGCUCUGCCCACCACCGACUCCACCCGCAGCCGUCCAACUCCACAAUGCGCUCCCAUUACGACGCCAAGACCUCGCCGCUCUCGAUAUCGCAGCAAACGUCAAACUCGGCCGUCCGAGACAUGGCAUUGCGGAGAGGGCAGCCCCAGGUGGUUGACCGCACACACGACUACCCGGCGCCCGCUCUCGACAACCGCCCCGUCACCCGCGGAACGUCCAACGAGAACAAGACGGACAGGCGCAAAAGCAAGCCUGCGCGCUUGGACAUUUCCAAACUCUUUCCCAAGCCAAGGAUGGGCAGUGAUGGACGGAAGCACCAGACUGCGCUCCUCUCGCCCACCAAGAUGGUCAACUCCCCCGCCGCCAUGUCCAUGUCUUCGGGGCUCUUUCCUCGCCCCAUGGCUCGAGGGCCCACACCACAGCCUGCCAAGUCCAAAAAGACCGCGUCGCAACAAGACGCUCCCGCUUCUCAAAGACCGACUUCGCCCGUCCGACUGUUCCAGCGAGACGUGUAUGAUAGUGCCAAGAUUAACGUACGUCGGCCACCCAAAGGUAUCAAGCAUUGGUUCGAGGGUGCCUUGGACGAGGACAGCGACGAGCCAUUGGACGAAGUAUAUACACACUCGCCCGCACAUGUCCCAGUACACACCCGGCAAAAAGACACAUCUCGCCUCACACGUCAAACCUCGCUUGACCGUGUCCCCCAAAUCACCACACAACAUACAAUCCGUCCACAGCAGUCAACACCAGUCUUCAACACACACAGCUUCGCGCACGAAGAUGUUGUCGACGUUCAUUAUUUGACCUCGGCAAGUGAGUACUCGGUGGGAACCCUGUCUUCUAUGAGGACCAAGGAAUCCCUUCUCUCCACAAGAAACUUCCAGGACUCGAGCAUAUUAUCAUCCUCGUCCUCAGAGGAUGAGGGCGAUAACAGGCAUCGUGAAGAACGCCAAUCAAAGAUGCGAAGGAGUUGGGACAUAGGGGAAGAUGCCGGCGAGAUUAUCAUUGGACAAGCGCAGGCCUUUGAGGUGCGCCCGAGUCGGCGGUUGUCCCGUGGGAUGAGUGUCCUAUCCAAUUCGACAGAUGCUGCCACCAUCGAAGUCAUGUACACCCCAGAGCCGUCAUUCUCUCCCUAUCAACAUUACCCAAGGAGCAGCAACUUCAGUGGAAAUAGACUCUCGAGCCACAUCCGCCAACCCUCAGUCAUCCCCGAGGACGAAGAUUUCCGCCCCGUAACUGCGAUAUCUACUGUAGCACACAGUGCCCACAGUGCCUACAGUGCUCCCAGUGCACGUACAUCAGCAAAUGAGCCCAAGUCUUACUCGCAUGCGGAUCACAAAAUGAUGGCUGUUACUGAAGAGGAAAAGGCACUUUUGGAACUAAUGCGCAAAAAGCGUGCAGCGAUGAACGGUUCCUCGCAGGCCAGUAACGUAUCCACAGGCGAGCACCUAGAUCAACAAUCCUAUGUGUCUGAAGGUACUCAGAGGCUCCACCGAACUUCUGGGUUCCUGUCAACAGAGACACCCGCGGCGAGUCCUGUGAGAUUGGUGGAAACCCAUUCGAAGCGUCGAUCAGCUGCCCCAUCAACACCUCUCUCCCUAGCUUCUCGUGGCAGGACUGCAAAAGCUAUGCAUGAGACAAACAUGCAUGACAACUCCGGGAACGAUGCUUGGUCUGAACGCCAUCCCCCCCCUGUCAGGCAAUUUACACUUUCUCAUUACGACCAAGCAUCCUGCGACUCGUCACGUCCCAACUCUUACCUACGCGCUUCGCCCACCCUCUCCCCGACCAACACGGACCAUUUCUCGUCCCUGCCAUCUCCAAUCACACCAGGUUCCCACACUGAUCGAGCAGAUGUCAAAAUCAAGGUAGCCAGCAGUGAAACCAGCGAUGACGACGAAGUCGCUGUGUUAGAGUCUGGUGUCAUCGAUACCACGAUUGACGGCAUCAAAUUCGGCCAUGGUCGCCGCCGUACAGCGUCAAGUGGCGCCGACAUGACGUUUCCAGCUCCACCAGGUCACAAUGCCUCCGACCUACCUCGCGUAUCCGAAGCUGUGUCCCGCUCACGAAACAUUGUCGAGCCGUCACCACCCAAACUUUCGGGACAAAAUUCAAAACGUGUGAGCGGGUUGAUGUUGUCGCCAAGCAGCUAUAGUCAAACGAGUAGUAGACAGAGCAGCCUUGCAUCCAAUCAUUCGCAUGUGUCCGGUAAACGAAACCGGAAAAGUAGUCUGGCAAGCAUGAACGGCAGUACCAAAACGAGGAACAGCGUUAGUGACGAUGUUCUUGCUGCCUGGGGAAGUUUGGGCGGAACGUAUUGACCUCGGUCCGAAUAGUGCGACGCAGUUGUCUGAACGAGGGGUUUCUUAUGUCUAAAUCUCGUGGAUUCCUAGCAUGGCUUCAUGCCUGCUUAACGAUUUUCCUUACAUUUCCUAGUCCAUCUAGAAGUUUUGUAUAUUAAUGCUUCAUUAUCGUUCACCAGUCGGUCUUGGGUGUCACGUUACAUUGGCCGCAAACUGCGGAAUGAACUUCUUUUGAACUUGCUCCACCAAAUCAGGGCGUUCAGUAGCAUUUGCUAACUUGGUUGGGUUUGUAUGAUUUGUAGUUAUGUGGUGAGGUAGAUGGAGUGGGUGACCCCAGUCUGGGAUAUAUUCCACAAGGAAUCGAAAGUUCAAACGCAAGGAUUGCUCGGAGCUUGUAGAGAGGGCUCAAAGUGUCAGGGUGGUCCGUAACUUCCUUGCUUUUGGUUGUUAGUUCAAAAUCUAUAUUUUC